This is a messenger RNA of Musa acuminata AAA Group (dessert banana), 2701 nucleotides long. RefSeq names its product conserved oligomeric Golgi complex subunit 3-like. Gene Ontology annotation, biological process: intracellular protein transport; intra-Golgi vesicle-mediated transport; Golgi organization. The transcript is spliced from 25 exons. Gene Ontology annotation, cellular component: membrane; COG complex; cis-Golgi network. The record is from RefSeq and is a predicted model, not a curated record. Bases 19 to 2370 code for a protein of 783 amino acids. Lineage: Eukaryota; Viridiplantae; Streptophyta; Magnoliopsida; Zingiberales; Musaceae.
UUCGCCUCGGGAGCUCCCAUGGCGGCGACUACGACGACGGCGACCACCAAUCCUCUCCCCAAAUCCGGAGCCGUCUCCAAGGGCUACAACUUCGCUUCCUCUUGGGAGCAGAAUGCGCCCCUCACGGAGCAGCAGAAGGCCGCGAUCUUGGCGCUUUCCAAUGCUGUCGCAGAGAGACCCUUCCCUCCUCAUCUGUCUCAGGAGCAGAUUCCGGGUGGUAGUGGCGCAUCAGCUUCGCCCCAAGAUUCUACUUUGGAGGAUUCAGGAGCUAUAGAUGCUGUUUUGGUUAACACUCACCAGUUCUACAAAUGGUUUUCAGAUCUUGAAUCGGCUAUGAAGUCUGAGACAGAAGAAAAAUAUCGUCUAUAUGUGAAUACAUUGGUGGAACGUGUUCAGAUAUGUGAUGAAAUUCUUCAGCAGGUGGAUGAGACCCUCAAUUUAUUCAAUGAACUUCAGUCACUGCACCAGACUGUUGCCACAAAGACAAAAACUUUGCACGAUGCAUGUGAUCGAUUAUUGAUAGAAAAACAAAGAUUGAUUGAGUUUGCAGAUGCGCUCCGCAGUAAGCUCAACUACUUUGAUGAACUGGAGAAUGUUUCUACCAAUUUCUAUUCUUCAAACAUGAGUAUCAGCAGUGUGGAGUUUCUUCCUUUAUUGAAGCGUCUUGAUGACUGCAUCUCGUAUGUUGAGAGUAAUCCACAGUAUGCAGAAUCCGGUGUCUACUUGGUGAAGUUUAGACAGCUUCAGUCUCGAGCGUUAGGUAUGAUCCGCUCUCAUGUGCUUUCUGUUCUUAAAAGUGCUUCUUCCCAGGUUCAAACUGCUAUUCGAGGGAGUAGUUCAAGCAAAGCAACUGUUUCAGAGGGUGUGGAGGCAUCAAUUAUUUAUGUUCGCUUCAAAGCAGCAGCAAGUGAGCUGAAGCCAGUACUGGCAGAAAUUGAGAGCAGAACUUCUAGGAAAGAGUAUGCUCAGAUUCUUAAAGAAUGCCACAAACUGUACUGUGAGCAGAGGCUGUCCUUGGUGAAAGGUAUCGUGCAACAGAGAAUCUCAGAGUUCUCAAAGAAAGAGCCCUUGCCAUCAUUGACUAGGUCUGGAUGUGCAUACCUAAUGCAGGUUUGUCAGCUUGAGCACCAACUUUUUGAACACUUCUUUGCAUCAUCUUCAGCUGAUGUCUCAAGUUUGUCUCCUUUAAUAAAUCCUUUGUCCACGUACUUGUAUGAUACACUGCGCCCUAAACUGAUACAUGAAGCAAAUGUUGAUUCUCUAUGUGAACUUGUCGAUAUCCUGAAAGUUGAAGUUCUUGGAGAGCAGCUUAGUAGACGUGGUGAGUCACUUGCUGGAUUACGUCCUACACUGCAACGAAUUCUAGCAGAUAUUCAUGAGAGACUGACGUUUUGUGCUCGGACACAUAUUCGUGAAGAGAUAGCGAAUUACCGUCCUUCUGAUGAGGAUCUAGAUUAUCCUGCAAAACUCGAGAGAUAUGUUGAUAUGACUUCAAGCACCAGUGUUGAUGAUACCUCUGACAUUUUUAAAACUUGCUAUCCACCGCUGGAAAAAACAGUAUCAUGCAUCUCAAAGUUAUAUCAUUGCUUGGAACCUGCCGUUUUUACCGGUCUAGCUCAGGAAGCUGUAGAAUUUUGCUCAAUAUCUAUUCAGAAUGCGAGCAAAUCUAUAUCAAAGAGAUCAUCCCCAAUGGACGGGCAACUUUUUCUUGUCAAGCACCUUCUUAUAUUGAGGGAACAGAUCGCACCAUUCGAUAUCGAGUUUUCAGUAACUCACAAGGAGCUGGAUUUUUCUCAUCUACUGGAGCAUCUCAGGAGGAUUCUCAGAGGUCAGUCCUCACUAUUUGAUUGGUCAAUGUCAGCUUCGUUAGCCAGAACUUUAUCUCCUCGGGUUCUCGAAAGUCAAAUAGAUGCGAAGAAGGAACUUGAGAAAAGCCUUAAAACUACUUGUGAAGAGUUUAUAAUGGCUACCACGAAGUUGGUUGUAGAUCCUAUGCUUUCAUUUGUUGCAAAGGUAACUGCUGUGAAAGUUGCACUAUCGUCAGGAAAUCAAGGGCAGAAGUUGGAUUCUGUUCUAGCAAAACCCCUUAAGAGCCAAGCAUUUGCUGCUCCUGAUAAAGUGGCUGAACUAGUUCAAAGGGUAGCAACAGCUCUCCAGCAAGACCUGCCCAGAGUAAUGAUGAAAAUGAAGCUAUAUUUGCAAAACCUAUCGACUAGGAUGAUUUUGUUUAAACCCAUCAAGACAAACAUACUUGAAGCCCACUUACAGCUGCAGACACUGCUAAAAUCUGAAUAUUCCACUGAAGAAAUAGAAAGCAUUGGCAUGGUCACAAUACAAGAUCUGGAAUCUCAACUCGAUGGCCUCAUUUAGACCCAACAAUGUUUUGGUCUGUCCCAUGUCUUCUUAGAUCAUGUAAGCACUUGCUUUGGGCCUUUUUUUUUUGUUGUUGCAUGUCUUCUGGAAAUUGAAUGCAUCAUGAAAUAUGUUUGAUACUAUUGAUUAACCCAGAAAAGCAGAUGCUGCUACUUACGCAUGCAUCAUUCUUGGUAGACAACAGAGGCUACGAGUUUGAAACUUGUCAGUCUUCAGUCUAGAGAGAGCAUCCAUCUUCAACACUAUACUCGUGGUUGACUGUUAUUUGGCCAAUAGGACAGAGACGUUCAAAUUGUUGUUAAUGUUAUUCAAAAGCCGUCUUUCUUUA